GUGCUCUCCAUAUUGCUCCCUCACCUGAUAUCCAGUCUGGCGUCUGGGUCCACUUCUGUUUCCAUCCAGGCGGCCACCCCAGACGUGAUAUGAGCAAGUGUGUCGCAGGAGAAGCGCUACCUUCCUCUUUUGGAAGCGAAAGCCACAUUUCAGCGGUGCCAACAACAUCGGCGCCAUGUUGGCUGAGGGAGAAGGCGGUUAGUCAACACGCCGACUCUGACGUCAUAUCCUGUCCGCGCUGUCAGUUGUCGGCUAGCAAUGCUCGGUUUUUGAAGACACGCUUUGUGAGUGGAUUAAGUCAGAUCCGCGUUUGGUCCACGCACCACGCAUCGUUGGGAUUGUUGGCCACUAUACGAUCGGCUUGAUUAGUGGCUCGGCGAGAGCGUUCGGAGACUUAUCUCCGCUGAAGUCGAGCGGAGGAGGCUAAACACGUUGUGCUGCCGCUAAGUCUUUGUCGUCGGGGGGGUCGCACUUGUUAUCGUCCACAACUUCUGCUGCUUCAGAGCCAAGAUGCCGUCCCACACCCAGCAGAUGAACACUGUCAACAACGGGCAGGAAUAUCCUGUAAAGCAGGUCCGGUUUGCUAACAAUAACAGCAUACCGACGGUGCUGUCCAGCCCGGGGCCAGUUGACGUCUGCCCUCAGCCCAUGACCCUGGACCCGCUGGGACCUCAGUUGAAGUUGCUGCCUCUAAAUGACCAGAUCCGAGAGCUGCAGACCAUUAUCAGAGACAAGACGACCAGCAGGGGAGACUUUGUGUUCUGUGCAGACCGACUGAUCCGUCUAGUCGUUGAAGAGGGCUUGAAUCAGCUGCCCUACUCAGAAUGCACAGUCACCACACCCACGGGUUACAAGUAUGAAGGUGUGAAGUUUGAGAGAGGGAACUGCGGUGUUAGCAUCAUGCGGAGCGGCGAGGCCAUGGAGCAGGGUCUCCGGGACUGCUGCCGAUCUAUCCGCAUCGGGAAAAUCCUCAUCCAGAGUGACGAGGAGACACAGAAAGCCAAGGUCUACUACGCCAAGUUCCCCCCAGAUGUUUACAGAAGGAAAGUGCUGCUCAUGUACCCCAUCCUCAGUACAGGGAACACAGUGAUCGAGGCGGUCCGGGUUCUGAUCGAGCAUGGAGUCCAGCCAAGACACAUCAUCCUCCUCAGCCUCUUCUCCACACCUCAUGGGGCCAAAUCAAUCAUCCAAGAGUUCCCAGACAUCACAAUCCUGACCACAGAAGUCCAUUCAGUGGCUCCUACACAUUUCGGGCAGAGGUACUUUGGCACCGACUGAAAUCAGCCUGAGGAGCUUCACCUGUUUUUAAUCAAUAUAUGUAAUGUGUUAUUGUGCCUAAGGCUACAAAUGAUCAUCCUUUAUGGAUACAAAAUGUUUAUUUAUUUUGAUCUCAUUUUUGCUGUGAAGGCUUGAAACAAAACCAUUCUGACAUGUGGCAAGGUUUUAUUUGCAUGCUUCAUUGAUGGAUCAAUAAAGGUUUGUAAGCA
Synchiropus splendidus (mandarinfish) is the source of this 1487-nucleotide messenger RNA. RefSeq names its product uracil phosphoribosyltransferase (FUR1) homolog (S. cerevisiae) (gene uprt). NCBI's taxonomy places the organism in Eukaryota, Metazoa, Chordata, Actinopteri, Syngnathiformes, Callionymidae. The record is from RefSeq and is a predicted model, not a curated record. The transcript has 7 exons. Bases 511 to 1278 code for a protein of 255 amino acids.